This is a messenger RNA of Talpa occidentalis (Iberian mole), 2294 nucleotides long. Its product is annotated as keratin, type I cytoskeletal 10-like. The transcript has 8 exons. The record is from RefSeq and is a predicted model, not a curated record. Gene Ontology annotation, molecular function: structural constituent of skin epidermis. NCBI's taxonomy places the organism in Eukaryota, Metazoa, Chordata, Mammalia, Eulipotyphla, Talpidae. Gene Ontology annotation, cellular component: keratin filament. Bases 7 to 1737 code for a protein of 576 amino acids.
AUCACCAUGUCUAUUCGCUGCAGCUCAAGCAGGCAAUUCUCUUCCUCCCGAAGUGGAGGAGGAGGAGGAUCAUGCAGAAUUUCAAGCAGCAAAGGCUCCCUCAGUGGGGGAUUUAGCUCCGGAGGGUGCGGUGGUGGCUCUUUCAGCCGUGGGAGCUCCAGUGGAGGCUGCUAUGGGGGUGGAUCAUCUGGUGGCUUUGGAGGAGGAAUGGGAGGAGGAAUGGGAGGAGGCAGCUUUGGUGGAGUUUAUGGAACCAGCAGCUGUGGUGGUGGGGGCUAUGGAGGAGGCAGCUUUGGAGGUGGCAGCUUUGGAGGGGGUGGCUUUGGUGGGGGUAGCUAUGGUGGGGGCAGCUUCGGUGGGGGCAGCUUUGGUGGAGGCAGCUUCGGAGGCGGCUUUGGUGGUGGCGGAUAUGGAGGAGGAGAUGGCGGCCUUCUCUCUGGAAAUGAGAAAGUAACCAUGCAGAAUCUGAAUGACCGCCUGGCUAGCUACUUGGAUAAAGUUCGGGCUCUGGAAGAAUCAAACCAUGAGCUAGAAGGCAAAAUCAAGGAAUGGUAUGAAAAGCAUGGCAAUGCAGGCCAGCGAGAGCCUCGUGACUACAGUAAAUACUACCAAACCAUCGAAGACCUUAAAAAUCAGAUCCUCACUCUAACAACCGACAACGCUAAUGUCCUGCUUCAGAUUGACAAUGCCAGGCUGGCAGCUGACGACUUCAGGCUGAAGUAUGAGAAUGAAGUGGCCCUGCGCCAGAGCGUGGAAGCCGACAUCAACGGCCUACGCAGAGUGCUGGAUGAGCUGACCCUGACCAAAGCUGACCUGGAGAUGCAGAUCGAGAGCCUGACCGAAGAACUGGCCUACCUGAAGAAGAAUCAUGAAGAGGAAAUGAAAGACCUUCAGAAUGUGUCCACUGGUGAUGUGAAUGUGGAAAUGAAUGCUGCCCCAGGUGUUGACCUGACUCAACUUCUGAACAACAUGAGAAGCCAAUAUGAACAACUUGCUGAACAAAACCGCAAGGAUGCCGAAGCCUGGUUCAAUGAAAAGAGCAAGGAACUGACUACAGAAAUCGACAGUAACAUUGAACAAGUGUCAAGCCAUAAAUCUGAGAUCACUGAAUUGAGACGCACUGUUCAAGGCCUGGAGAUCGAACUACAGUCCCAACUAGCUCUGAAACAAUCCCUGGAAUCCUCCUUGGCAGAAACGGAAGGUCGCUACUGUAUGCAGCUCUCUCAGAUUCAGGGCCAGAUCUCCGCUCUGGAGGAACAACUGCAACAGAUCCGUGCUGAAACCGAGUGCCAGAAUGCCGAGUACCAACAGCUCCUGGACAUCAAGAUCAGACUGGAGAAUGAAAUUCAAACCUACCGCAGCCUGCUAGAUGGAGAGGGAGGCACCGGAGGCGGCUCCGCAGGCGGCUCCUACGGCGGCGGGCGCGGCGGCGGAAGUUCCGGCGGCGGAAGUUCCGGCGGUGGCUACGGCGGCGGGUCCGGCGGCGGCAGCUCCGGCGGUGGCUACGGGGGCAGCAGUUCCGGCGGCGGGGGUUCCGGCGGCGGCUACGGCGGCAGCAGUUCCGGCGGCGGCCAAAGGCCUUCCGGGUCGGAGAGCUCAAAGGGACCAAGGUCAGCAGAAACAAACUGGGAUACUGACAAAAUCAGGGUAAUCAAGACAAUUAUUGACGAGGUGGCACCUGAUGGGAGAGUCCUUUCAUCUGUGGUUGAAUCAGAAACCAGGAAACACUACUAUUAAGCCACAGCGACUGAAAAGAGUCUCAAUUCUACAAAAGCCAUUUGAUACAGAAAUGCAGGAGGAAAAUCUCCAGGGACGCACUUCAGUCUUAAUGGUCUAUGGAAAUAGGUUCACUCCUCGAAAAUAAUUGAUCUACAGGUGUUUUGUGGUUUCUGUAGUUCUUCUUUUCACUUGACCAGAAAGUGAUUUUAAUGGAUAAAAAGGAAAAAACCUUUCUGUUCUCAUUUACUAAUGAAUUUCAAUAAACUUUCUUACUGCUGCAAACUAUCCAUUUGGUCGUAACUGUCCUUAUUUAAAUUAGGUAAUAAUUUUAACUUUGAAGAUAGAUUUAUCCCAGAAAUUCUCAAGACGGGGUUAUUGUCAUGAUGAUUUCUCAGUAAUCUCACUGACUAAAAAAACACAUGAGUCAACAAUCUUAUUCUUUCUUAAAAAUACACAAUAUACUGAAAGCAGCCCUGGCUUUCAAAUCAUUUCAAUCCUAGAAAUUCUAAAAUAACUCCAUUAAGAUCCAAAAAAUUAAUUGGAAUUUUCACUUUCUGAUCACUUCUCACAUAUAC